Molecule: messenger RNA, 5093 nt
Organism: Penaeus chinensis
Lineage: Eukaryota; Metazoa; Arthropoda; Malacostraca; Decapoda; Penaeidae
Product: ras GTPase-activating protein nGAP-like
Exons: 20
Coding region: 35-3490 (1151 amino acids)
Biological process (GO): regulation of GTPase activity
Source: RefSeq, a predicted model, not a curated record
UUUGUUCAAAUGAAUAAAGUCAAUAUUUUAUUUUAUGAUUCGUUUAUUAACUUAUUAUUUUUUCUUUUUUUUCCAGCACCUUAUAUCCAAGAAGCUCAAAAAAGGCGGCAGAUCAGCGGCCAAGUUGGAGAAAAAUGUCGACGGCACACUCGAAAGCGCGGACGACACCCUGCGGUCAGCCCGGUCUCACGAAUCCCUCCAGUCAGCUUCGUACCCGCACGACCACGAAACGACCCCCUCCCCCCUGCACGAACGAUCGAGAAUUCCAGUUAAUCGUGAUGAGGUCAGACGCACAGAAAAUACCCUUAAAAUAUGGGUAAUGGAAGCCAAGGGUAUUCCUAACAAGAAAAAGUAUUUUUGCAACCUGAUUCUCAACAAUGAGCUCUACAGAAGAACGUUUAGCAAGAUGAAGUCCAACAUGUGCUUCUGGGGAGAGUAUUUCGAGCUCAACGCCCUCCCUCAGGUCUCCUCCAUCUGUAUCGAGCUGAUGCGCGAGGCCGACAAGAAACCCGGCUACAAGAAGAUCGGCACGGUGGAGAUCGACCUGAAGCCGUCCAGCCCAGGGCGAGCGGCUCUCGUGGAGCAGUGGUACCCCGUCAAGGUCGACAAGCCAGACCGCGAGAUACCCACCCUUAGGAUUAAGCACAGAUUUCAAUCACUGGACAUCCUACCACUCCCCCAGUAUGGUGCCUUCCGUCAGUACCUCAAGGACAAUGCCACCUCUCUGUGUCAGCUCCUGGAGCCCGUCGUGUCCGUCAAAUCCAAGGAGGACAUCGCCACGACGCUCAUCAACAUCAUGCAGAAGGAGGAGAGGGCCAUCACGUUCCUGGUCAGCCUGAUCCUGACGGACAUUCAGCGGAUAGGUGAUAAAAAAACCGAGAACGAACACCUCCUCUUCCGUGGCAACAGCGUCGCCACGAAAGCCAUCGAAGCUUACAUGCGGCUCGUGGGCGAACACUACCUGCAGGAGACGCUGUCCGACUCGAUCCAGGCAAUCAUCGCCACGUCGGAGGAUCUGGAGGUGGACCCCUUGAGGAUCACCAACAUCCAGUAUCUCCCCCGGCAGCGAGAGGUGUUGAAGGAGCGCGUCUGCUCGAUAUGGGAUAAGAUCAUUCAGUCCGGACGAAGCUUCCCUGUUGAGCUUCGAAAGGUUUUCCAUACCAUUCGGGAGAGGCUGUCGCGUCAGGAUAAGUGCGAGCUGACAGACAACCUCAUCUCCGCGUGUGUGUUCCUUCGCUUCCUCUGUCCUGCCGUCCUGUCUCCUUCCCUCUUUAACAUCACGCAAGAGUACCCAGACGAACGCGCGGGAAGAAACCUCACGCUGGUGGCCAAGACGCUGCAAACGCUGGCCAACUUUACGCACUUCCAGGGCAAAGAGAGCUUUAUGGAAUUCCUUAAUGAAUUUAUAGACAAGGAGCAGGAAAAAUGCAGAACUUUCCUGAGAACCAUAUCUAGUCCACCCAACAGAGAUGAGACAGAACUCGAAUUCGACGGAGAGAUCGACUUGGGGAAGCACUUGGCUCAGCUGCACCUCCACUUGACCGAAGCCAUCGCCAAGAUCGACACCCAGGGCUACGAGAGCGAAGCCAGCAAGGUCCUGGCGCUGGUCGAGGACAUCAACAUCCUCCUGGGAAGUGACCAGAAGGACCUCUCCAGCGCCGCGUCCCGACAGAUGUUCGCGCCGCCGCUCGUGUCGUCUUCGCUACCUUCAGCCACGCAUCCGAACAACAAUUACAUCAGGGACGGUUGUGGGGAAGGGCUGAAUGUAGUCGAUGCCCAGAUGGGUAUAGUGAUGGCAGGAGAAGUUGAUGUUGGGUUGUCAGUGCCCAUUACCAACACCCCAAGAUCCCAGUCCCUCCCUCGAGCAGCAACACCGAUAUACACCCACCACCAAAUGCAGGCAAGCAUUAGUCCGAGUAUAAACUCUCCAUACCGAGACAAAACUGCAGCCAACGACCUGUCUACGAGUGACGACUACGUCCUCAUAACUGCAUUUGACCACCAGACGGAGCCACAGAACUUCAUGUAUCCCUCCAUAGAAGCCAAUAACAACAACUCUCCCAUGACCGACAUGAGGCUAAGCAACAACAACACAUACUACAUGGCAGAAGUCGCCCCCCCGUCGUCCCCCAUGCGCCAGACAAGCUCGCCGGGGCCUCACGUGGCAGGGGGGAUGCACCAGCCCCUCAGAGGACACGUUCACCACCGCCUCCACCCAAGAGCUACAGCAAUGUCCUCCAGAAGUCACUCAUUGACGGGGGUUCCGAACGCAAUCGAGAGACGAGCAGUGUAUCAAGACGAGUGCUCUGAGCUCUACAGAUACAUGGAUUCUUGUUCUCAUAAGAUCCACGCUCUGUGCAUGGACAGUGAGAACAACAUCCAAGGUUCACAGACGUCCAUCUCUCAGCUGUCUAAUGUGGCGUCCUCAGGCUACCAGAGCUUCGCCUACUCGCAGUCGUCGUCACCAGUGGAUUCUCUCCUGCACACAGACAACUCCAGUCUGCUGUCGCGCGAGAAUGGUAAUUCUGGACCACCAGGAGGACUGAGACAAGUCUUACAUGGUUCACCAGUAGCAUCUCCCAUGCAUCAGCCGCACAGUGCUAAGCACCGAGCCGUAGCAGUACACCCAGCAUACUUAGGGCAUGCUGGUCAUGUGUCGCUACACGGCACUCCCAGACACAUCCCAAGAGUCCCUCAGCCCAAAGGGAGCCCCAACAGCAGCCUCAGCUCCUCCCAGAGCGUGGAGGACCUUUCCUCCCUCCGUCGUGGUCGCACCCGACAGCGCCGCUCUGCUUCCUCCUCCUCCGAUUCCUCCCCUGACACCCGGCCAGCUUCUCACUCUCACUCUCACUCACGCCGUCCUCAUGCUCACCCCCCUCGCACCAACCCACACUGCUCGCCCCGUCUGGCCGCGUCACAGGCGCUCAGGCACGAGCUCAGGGCCAGGUCGCGCUACGAUCGCAGCGCCAGUGGCCGCAGAGGGAAGAACUUCAGAUCAUGCGAAAGAGAAGAUUAUCCCCGAGGGUCAUCCCACUGUUACGACGACUCCGAGGAUGAAAUGAGCAUUGUGACUCGGGCAUCAACAGGAGGAGGAGUGGGCAUGGGCGUGGGCAGCUGGGCAAAAGAUGGGCGUCGUCUGAGUCAGGAUGAACACAUUGUUCCUUCCACCAUUGCCUCUCAACAGAUUUUGGACCAACAGGAAGAUCAGAUGAGAGCCAUUGUUGAGAGAUUAAUGACUAUGGAACAAGAAUUCCGGCAUGAACAAGAGCUCAUGAGAAGGGAGAUGCAUGACAAAGACGCUCGCAUUGAUGCUCAAGCUAAGAAGAUUGCAGCUCUUGACACUGCCAACACUGAGCUUAUUCGCACCAUUGCCUCCUUGAGCACAAGACCCUCUGACAUGAAGGCAACGGACCACGAGUUGCCAGGCGAUACCACCAUUGACUCCUGCAAUGCCUCUGACACAUCUGACUACAAGAGCUCCUCUUGCUGAUUCCGGAAUGAUAACAAAUUUUUACGUCAUUAAGUUUAAGUGAUAUUGCUUAUUUUAUUAAAGAUGCAUUGGUAGAUCAGAUUAUCUUAGAAGUAUUAUAUAAGAAAAGAAAUAUAUAUAGAUAUAUAUAUAUGAAUAUGAGUAUAUAAAAUCCUUAAAAAAAUCUGUGGUAAAACAAACAUUUAUCGAAUAUUGUUAAAUUUGUUUUAAAUGAUUGUAAAACCAAGAUCACACUCAAGUUUGGAUUUAUUGGUCCAUUGUCAUGGGCCAAACUCCAUGAAAAAGUGGAAAAAAAAUGUAUUACUACUUUACAAAGUGCAAGCUUUUAUUUUGGAAAAGCUUCUGUGCUGGGCAUUUAAGUACAAUAAUUUCAUUCCCUUUUUAUUAUAACAAUAAUUUCUGUUUGUCCUCGAUGUCAUUCAUUUUCACUUGAAUAUAUUUUUACCUCACUUGCAAAUGGAGCAUGUACCUAGUCCAGUCUUGUUAUUUGCCAGUCCAAACGAUGCAUCUUUGCGUUUUUUCUUACUCUCAGUGCAAACUCGACAACAUUCCCAUCUUGAGAGACCAAUUAUUUGGUAGUUUUUCCCUCUUAGAGCUAUUACUUACUUUUUUCCUUAUUUUUCUUUUUGUCUAUGUUACUCUCAGUUUUGUACUUCAUUUGCAUAUAUUUUCUGUACCCAGUAGAGCAAAGCAAUCUGAGAGAGAUGAAAUUAAUCCUAGUGUGAGAGAUUAGAAGUAAAUUGUCACUUUUGACUUCAAAAACAAAUUGAAAAUCUCAAGUACAAAUAUGAAUGAGCAUCCAACUUUAGAAAAUGGCUAUAAUGAUUGUUGCUAACAUCUCUUUGAUCAGAAACAUCAGAGUUUUCUUUUAAUUUUUGCAACAAAACUUUUUGGGCUCUACUGCUUGGUUACACAGAACAUUGUCCUUCAUUUAUAAGAACAUCACAGUUGUCUUAUCAGUUAUAGAGUGUAGAUUGUUAAGAAUCAGUGUUAAUGUACCACUGGCAUAAGAUCUGUCUUUAAAUAACGACUACUCUGCUUCAGUAUAUUGCAGUGUGAGACUGAUUGUUCAGUAUCAGUGAGUGGUCACUUGUAGGGAUAUCUGUUCACUAUUUUGUAUAGAAUGGAUAAAUUUUGUACAGAAAUGCUUUGUUAAUACAGUAGCAAUUGAUUAGGUUGAAACUUUAAGGACACCAAAGAUUAGAUUGUUAGUUUUUAAUCAUUUUUUUAUUAUUAUUAUUUUUUUUCUUUCAAGCUCAACGUCAGUGCAGUGCGUCCGACUCACACUUUUAUGUCCAUUAGUACACUUGUAGGACCUGUUGUAAAUAUUUAGACAUAUCUUUGUUCAUAUGUAGUACACACAAAAAAGACAUGUGUAAUUUCUCAAUAUUUCUUGACAAUAUUCAAGGUUUUUGAUACUGCUUGUUGUGUGUCAGGAAAACGUGUUUGGAGCUUGUGAAGCACCUUAUGUAUAUAUUCUUGGAAAAGCCAAAGGUUUAGACAAGGUUGUACAUUUCCGUGAUUCCCACAUUAAAAUGUGGCUUGUGACAUUUGUACUAAACAUGUACUGGUAAUAGACAGAAUAAUAAAUUUACUGAUUAUA